This is a messenger RNA of Eubalaena glacialis (North Atlantic right whale), 3673 nucleotides long. It is a transcript of the gene PIGR, whose product is annotated as polymeric immunoglobulin receptor. The transcript has 11 exons. The record is from RefSeq and is a predicted model, not a curated record. Bases 185 to 2467 code for a protein of 760 amino acids. NCBI's taxonomy places the organism in Eukaryota, Metazoa, Chordata, Mammalia, Artiodactyla, Balaenidae.
GCACCACACACAGUUUCAGUUUUGGCAGCAGUAUCCAGUGUCCUGCCGGAGGCUUCUAGAAAGGCAAGGGUUGCGGACUGGUCAGCAGGCUGUGCCCAAGAAGCUGACAGGAUAGAAGGAAGUGGCUAAAACAACCACGCAAGAAGGCGGUUUGGGUGGCACAGCCCCACGGGAGCCACCAGCGAUGUCGCGCCUCUUCUUCGCCUGCCUGCUGGCUGUCUUUCCAGUGGUCUCCAUGAAGAGUCCCAUAUUCGGUCCCCAGGAGGUGAACAGCGUGGAAGGCAGCUCCGUGUCCAUCAAGUGCUACUACCCGGCCACCUCCGUCAACCGGCAUACCCGGAAGUACUGGUGCCGGCAGGGAGCCAGGGGCCGCUGCACUACCCUCAUCUCCUCAGAGGGCUACGUCUCCAAGGACUAUGAGGGCAGAGCCAACCUCACCAACUUCCCAGAGAGCGGCACAUUUGUGAUGAACAUCAGCCAUCUCACUCGGAAUGACUCGGGGCUCUACAAGUGUGGUCUGGGCAUUAGCAGCCGAGGCCUGUCCUUUGAUGUGAGCCUGGAAGUCAGUCAAGUUCCUGGGCAGAACAAUGGCGUCCACGUCUACACAGCAGACCUGGGCAGAACAGCGACCAUCAACUGCCCUUUCAGGGCUGUGAAUUCUGAGAAGAGGAAAUCUUUGUGCAAGAAGACAGGCCAGGACUGCAUGCUAGUCAUCGACUCCACUGGGUAUGUGAGCCCCAGCUACAGCAACAGAGUACAUCUCGCUAUUCAGGGUACCAACAACUUAGUGUUUAGCGUUGUCAUCAACCGAAUCCAGCUCAGCGAUGCUGGGAUGUAUGUCUGCCAGACUGGGGACGAUGCCAGCGCCGAUAAGAGCAAUGCUGACCUCCAAGUGCUGAAGCCCGAGACUGAGCUGAUUUAUGGAGACCUGAGGGGCUCGGUGACCUUUGACUGUGCCCUGGGCCCCGAGGUGGCAGAAGUGGCCAAAUUUCUGUGCCGGCUAAAAAAUGGGGAAGCUUGCAAUGUGAUCAUCAACACGCUGGGGAAGAAGGCUCAGGACUUUGAGGGCAGGAUCCUGUUCACUCCCAAGUAUAAUGGUUUCUUCAGUGUGCACAUCACCAGCCUGAGGAAAGAGGAUGCGGGGCUCUACCUGUGUGGAGCCCACCCUGAUGGUGAGCCUCAGGAAGGCUGGCCCACCCAGGCUUGGCAACUCUUCGUCAAUGAAGAGACCGCGAUUCCCCCAAGUCGGUCUGUGGUGAAAGGAGUGGUGGGAAGCUCCGUGGCCGUGUCCUGCGCCUACAACCCGAAGGAAACAGACAGCCUGAAGUACUGGUGUCGCUGGGAAGAGACUGAACAUGGCCGCUGCCCGCAGCUGGUGCAGAGCGAGGGGCUGGUCAAGGAGCAGUACGAGGGCAGGCUCGCACUGUACGAGGAGCCAGGCAACGGCACCUACACCGUCAUCCUCAACCAGCUCACCCCCCAGGACGCCGGCUUCUACUGGUGUUUGACCAACGGCGAUACUCGCUGGAGGUCCACGGUGGAGCUCAAGAUUGUAGAAGGAGAACCAAGCCUCAAGGUACCCAAGAAUGUCAGGGCUUGGCUGGGAGAGACCCUCAAGAUCUCCUGCCACUUCCCGUGCAAAUACUACUCCUACGAGAAGUACUGGUGUAAGUGGAGCAACAGAGGCUGCAGGGCCCUGCCCAGCCAGGACGAAGGCCCCAGCCAGGCCUUUGUGAACUGCGACCAGAGGAGCCGGAUCAUCUCCCUGAACCUGAACUCCGUCACCAGCGAGGACGAAGGCUGGUACUGGUGCGGAGUGAAGGAGGGCCACCAAUACGGAGAGACCGUGGCGGUCCAUGUGGAAGUAGAGAAGAGGGUGAAGGGAUCCCAAGAUGCCAGUGGAGUGAAUGCUGCUCCUGGUGAGGAGGCGAUAGAGCCGAGGGCCAGGGAGACUGAGAACAAAGUCCUUCUGGGUCCCAGCCUUUUUGCAGAGGGAAGAGCAGGGAAGGAUACUGAAGAUCGAGCUGGUGGGAGCGGAGCAUCCGCAGAUCCCGGCAGCUCUGCAGGACGAGGUGGGAGCUCCAAAGCGCUGGUCUCCACCCUGGUGCCCCUGGCCCUGGUGCUGGCUGCAGGGGCCGUGGCGAUUGGGGUGGUCAGAGCCCGACACAGGAAGAAUGUCGACCGGAUUUCAAUCAGAAGCUACAGGACAGACAUUAGCAUGUCAGACUUCGAGAACUCCAGGGAUUUUGGAGCCCAUGACAACAUGGGAGCCUCUCCAGACACUCAGGAGACAACUCUCAGAGGAAAAGACGAGUUCGCCACCACUACCGAGGAUGCCGUGGAGAAGGAAGAACCCAAGAAGGCGAAAAGGUCAUCCAAGGAGGAAGCCGACAUGGCCUUCACCGCCUUCCUGCUCCAGGCCAACAACAUUGUCGCUGCCACCCAGGACGGCCCCGGAGAAGCCUAGACAGAGCCCUGGUUGCACCCAUCCCUCCGCACGUGGCAAUCACGUUCCGAAUCACGUUGAUCCUCAGGGCCCUCAGCUCCGGGGCUCCACUCCCUGCACUCACACCCCACCUAGGCUUUUCCUACCUGUCCUCAGAGGGUAUGUUGGUCCCUUCUCGGUGGCAUCCAAGCCUGGCUUACUUGUUCCUGUUGGGGGUGAGGUGACGUGAGGCAUUCCCACCUACAGCUUAUUCCUAAUGAAAGAACUAAGGUGUGGGAGGAGAAUUAAGAUCUAAGGGGACCUCUCAGAAAGAAAAGGGACCACAGUGGGUGGGGAGACAAUUUCAGAAAGCCAUUCAGGGCUUCUCUGCACCCUUGUUUGGGGACGUCAGUGGGAUUCUCCCUUCCACUCCAUCCCCAAAUCUCCCAAUCCCCCACUCCUUUCCAUCUUCUCUUCUUCUUUCCCUCAUUAAAAAUACGCAUGUGGAUACUCACUAGAUUCCAGGUGCUCUGCUAGACACCGGGACAGAUAGGCCACAAACCCGGCUAGCAACCUUUCUAAAAACAUCACUGAAUCCCUGGAAGCCACAGCAUCUCUGUGUAUUUACACUCACUAAAAUCCUCAUCAGGUAUUCUCACCUCUGCCUAUACUGGGAGAAAUCAUAAAAUGUCUGGAGUCCUGAGGCCUUAGGGAUUAUGUAACAUGGGCAUACAUACAAGGAAUCAAAAACACAUUCUUACCAUUUUACAGGUGAGAAAAUUGAGGUCCUAAGAGGUGAAGAAGUUUGUCCAAGGGCAGCAAAUGAGAUACACUAGUGUCAAAGCUAGAUUUCGCAUCUCCUGUCUCCAUAUAAGAGCCUCUGCUCUCCUGAUGGAGACAGAAUUCUACAGUAAGGAGAAGGAGGGGGAGGAGAAAAAUGUAAAUAGAGACUGGUCUUUCACAAGCCCCACCUCAGGGAAGAUACCCCUUUCCCUUUCUGUCACUCAUAGAGACCUAAUAGGGUAAGAGAACGGUCAAACACUCAUAACCCCUGUAUUUGAAGAGUUCUGAGUGAAAGGGGAGAAAAGAGGGGGUUUGAUGGUGCCAAGGAGGGGCUGAUCUCCAAAGAGCUAAGGUUUUAAGGUCUUUUUCCCUCUAAGCUCUGUACUUCAACUAGCACCUACGAGCUGGCACUUGCUAACAAAUCAAAAAUGUGAAUUAAUUAAUAAUUAAAGACAGUGAUUGCCA